CACCCCUCCGUCAACCUCUCGAUGUAAGAAAAAACACCCAAAAAACGACCCAAAUAUCAGGGGGCACCAGCUGACGAAAAAAAACAGUCUGAAGUUCCUCGGUUUCGAGCAGAUCUUCAAGAAUGCGCUCACUGGCCUGAUGAUGGGUGGUGGCAAGGGUGGAGCCGACUUCGACCCCAAGGGCAAGAGUGACGCCGAGAUCCGCCGCUUCUGCGUCGCCUUCAUGCGCGAGCUCUCCAGGCACAUCGGUGCCGACACCGACGUUCCCGCUGGCGACAUUGGCGUGUCGGGCCGUGAAAUCGGCUACAUGUUCGGUGCCUACCGCCGUGAGCGUAACAAGUUCGAGGGUGUCCUCACCGGCAAGGGCCUCGACUGGGGUGGAUCGCUCAUCCGCCCCGAGGCCACCGGCUACGGCCUCGUGUACUAUGUCACCCACAUGCUCGAGCUCGCUGGCGUCGGCAACUGGGAGGGCAAGCGCGUCGCCAUCUCCGGUUCCGGCAACGUUGCGCAGUACGCUGCGCUGAAGUGCAUUGAGCUCGGCGCCACCAUCGUCUCGCUCUCCGACUCCAAGGGUUCGCUCGUGGCGGUUGGCGACGGCCACGUCACGGUUGAGGAUAUCGAAUCCAUCAUGGACCUGAAGGUCAAGCGCCAGUCGCUCUCCGCCUACACCACCAAGGGCAACCUCCAGUACAUCGAGGGCGUCCGCCCGUGGCUCCACGUCGGCCAGGUUGACGUCGCCCUCCCCUGCGCGACCCAGAACGAGGUCAGCAAGGAGGAGGCGGUCGGCCUGGUUGCCGCUGGCGCUCGGUUCGUUGCCGAAGGCUCCAACAUGGGCUGCACGCUCGAGGCCAUUGAGGUGUUCGAGAACGAGCGGCGGGAGAAGAAGGGCAAUGCCAUCUGGUACGCCCCCGGCAAGGCCGCCAACUGCGGUGGUGUCGCCGUCUCGGGUCUCGAGAUGUCGCAGAACAGCCAGCGCCUCGCGUGGACCAAGGAGGAGGUCGACCAGAAGCUGAAGGACAUCAUGAAGAACGCCUUCGACCUCGGUGUCACCACCGCCAAGAACUACGUCGAGUCGAGCGAGGGCGAGCUCCCCAGCUUGGUCGCCGGCAGCAACAUUGCCGGCUUCGUCAAGGUCGCCCAGGCCAUGCACGAGCACGGCGACUGGUGGUAAACGGGAGGCGACAGUCAAUCGGGUUUGAUGGAGUGCGCUUCCUUGAAUGCUGCAGCGCUUUCUCAAACCGAUCGAUGAGCCGUUUUCCUUUUCCUUUUUAUUAGUCUUUUUCUUUUCAGCCGGCGUUCUUGGGUGUUCCCCAUCAGGAUGGAGUUGGGAUCGGACGAGUUAACGACAUGAUUCCCUGGGUUAACUGGCUGCGGGUUGUCGAUACCUGGUUUCUGAAGCAAGCGAGAGAGGACGGACAAGUGUAUAGAGGAGCGAUGCUUUUUACAUAGCAAUGAAACCAUUUAAAACA
Chaetomium fimeti is the source of this 1469-nucleotide messenger RNA. Its product is annotated as Glutamate/Leucine/Phenylalanine/Valine dehydrogenase-domain-containing protein. NCBI's taxonomy places the organism in Eukaryota, Fungi, Ascomycota, Sordariomycetes, Sordariales, Chaetomiaceae. The transcript has 2 exons. Gene Ontology annotation, cellular component: cytosol. The record is from RefSeq and is a predicted model, not a curated record. The coding region runs from base 140 to 1171 and encodes 343 amino acids. Gene Ontology annotation, molecular function: L-glutamate dehydrogenase (NADP+) activity.